GUUUUAGCCUUUUUAGUGCAGCUCUACAAUCAGGUCAGCUGGGUCGUCUGAUGUCAAAGUUCAGUCUCGGCGAGGAUGUGGUCAGUGCUACAACCCACGGAGGUAUGUGGUCCUUAUAUCAAAUCAGAGAAAUGUUUUGUUUACUCGCUGUAUGGUGCGGAAACCUGGACAAUAAAUAA
Candidula unifasciata is the source of this 179-nucleotide messenger RNA. The record is from the annotation of a GenBank genome assembly. NCBI's taxonomy places the organism in Eukaryota, Metazoa, Mollusca, Gastropoda, Stylommatophora, Geomitridae.